AGCCAGCCUGCACAACAGGUGCCGACGGAUUGAUGGCUGGAGAGAUGAAUGAUUGGUGGAAAAAAGAGAGAGAGAGCAACUUAGAUUCUCCGGAGGAAAAAAAAAAAUGGUACAUGUUACUGGAGGAGUCACUGAAGAGAGUGAACGAGAGGGAGGGAGGGAGAUGAAAAAGUCAGUGAGUCAGUAGUGAGAAAGAUUGUAAUAAAGUGAGAGGGAGGGAUGAAGAGGAGGAAGGUAUAAUUACAGAGAGAGAAAGAGAGAGGGGACAAACACUGAGAAGCCAGAGAGGGAGAGAGUGCUGAAGAAAGAGUCAGAGAACUGUCUAACCCUGCCCACUUUCCACUCAACCAUUCAACUCCGGCACGGGCAGCAGUGCAUCGUCAGGUUUCUCCAGAGCUCAGCUGCACGGACACCGACCCGGAGCUCAUCAACCUGCAGGACGAGCCCAGAGAGAGCACCAGCAGCGCUUCCUUCAGCCCUCUUCAACUUUUAAUCACCAUGACCGCUCCAUUCAGAUAAGGAUUAUUUUGGACUGGCUCCCACUUUCCGUAUCGAUUUGACAAACAAGCCAGCCCAGUGACUGAUCUUGGCAGCGGAGCAGAACAGGACCGAGCUGCGUGUCUGCCGUCACUCAGGAUGUCCUCUCUCACGCUCGUGACUGGGGUGCUGCUGCUCUCCGGCUGUUUGUCAGGGGGCUGCUCGCCCACGCCGGCCGAGAGCGGCUCUCAAGGUGCGGGGCAGCAAGAUGAUCCCGUGACCCCCUGCCCGUCCUGCGCUCUAGCCCAGAGGCAGAAGGACCCGGAGGAGCAGACCGACAUGGUGGAGGCGGUCAAGAGGCACAUCCUCAACAUGCUGCAUCUGAACACCCGGCCCAAUGUCACACACCCGGUGCCCCGCGCCGCCUUGCUCAACGCCAUCCGCAAGCUACACGUGGGACGGGUGGGUGAGGAUGGCACGGUGGAGAUAGAGGAAGACGGAGGAGGGUUGGGGGAACGAGAGCAACCUGAGGAGCAGCCCUUUGAGAUCAUCACCUUUGCGGAGCCAGGAGAUGCCUCUGACAUCAUGAUAUUUGACAUUUCUAAGGAGGGCAACACUCUGUCCGUGGUGGAGCAGGCCAAUGUGUGGCUGUUUCUUAAGGUUGCCAAAGGCAGCAGAGGGAAGGCGAAGGUGUCCCUUCAGCUCCUGCAGCAUGGCAAAGUCGAUCCAGGCUCUACCAACGGACCCCAGGAACUGGUGGUUUCCGAGAAGACUGUGGACACACGACGCAGCGGCUGGCACACGCUACCCGUGCCCCGCAUGGUCCAGACUCUGCUGGACGGGGACAGCAGUUUGCUCAGUCUCCGUGUCUCCUGUCCAUUGUGUGCCGAAGCUGGUGCCGUGCCCAUCCUGGUGCCUGCAGAGGGGAACAAGGGCAAGGAGAGAGAACAAUCUCACCGACCCUUCCUCAUGGUCGUGCUCAAGCCAGCCGAGGAGCACCAGCACCGGCGCAGCAAGCGCGGCUUGGAGUGCGACGGCAAAAUCCGCAUCUGCUGUAAACGGCAGUUCUACGUCAACUUUAAGGACAUCGGGUGGAGCGACUGGAUCAUCGCUCCGUCUGGAUAUCACGCUAACUACUGCGAGGGGGACUGUCCCAGCCAUGUGGCCAGCAUCACAGGCUCUGCCCUCUCCUUCCAUUCCACCGUCAUCAAUCACUAUCGGAUGCGCGGGUACAGCCCCUUUACCAACAUCAAGUCGUGCUGCGUGCCUACGCGCCUACGGGCCAUGUCCAUGCUCUACUACAACGAGGAGCAGAAGAUCAUUAAGAAAGACAUCCAGAACAUGAUAGUGGAGGAGUGUGGCUGCUCAUAAAAUGCCAUGAACUCCCAACAAACACUCAAAUGUUGGUACAAAGCACAUAUCAGAGGAUUGGCGAUCUGUGUUCACCCACAAACUUCUGAGCUGCCAACUCGGGCAAUCUAUUUGUUUGCAGACCAUUCUAAUAGGACUAAUUAUUGGAGCGGUCUUCGUGGCACUUUCACAUAAAAAUGAAGGAGGAGAAUAAAGCAUAAUAUAUUUUUUUUAAUGAAGAGAGACAGAGACUGAGAGGGAACGGGUGCAUAGGUCAAAAGUGUCAGCCCUGAUUCUCUGCACUGCAAUAAAGAGACUUAUUUUGAAGUGUGGAAUUGUAUAUUCUGAGAAGCUGAAAAAACAUGCAACUCUAUGCAAGUCAAGUAUUAUUACUGGAUGUUCUUCUUUUUUUAUCAUUAUUUGUCUUGUUAGCUUUUGUUUAUUGUUUUUAUUGUCAUCCCUUUUCUCACACACACACACACACACACACACACACACACACACACACACACACACACACACACACACACACACACACACACACACACACACACACACACACACAAA
Molecule: messenger RNA, 2394 nt
Organism: Rhinichthys klamathensis goyatoka
Lineage: Eukaryota; Metazoa; Chordata; Actinopteri; Cypriniformes; Leuciscidae
Gene: inhbab
Product: inhibin subunit beta Ab
Exons: 2
Coding region: 637-1848 (403 amino acids)
Biological process (GO): SMAD protein signal transduction; BMP signaling pathway
Cellular component (GO): extracellular region
Molecular function (GO): hormone activity; growth factor activity; cytokine activity
Source: RefSeq, a predicted model, not a curated record